This is a messenger RNA of Copidosoma floridanum, 579 nucleotides long. RefSeq lists its product as uncharacterized. Gene Ontology annotation, molecular function: nucleic acid binding. Lineage: Eukaryota; Metazoa; Arthropoda; Insecta; Hymenoptera; Encyrtidae. The record is from RefSeq and is a predicted model, not a curated record.
AUGGAUUAUGCAGGACGCACCUGGAUCCUAUUCUCAAAAGGACGAGGCGCCAAGUCUACAAAGGGCUAUCUUGCAAUUUUUGUUUGCAUGGUCACACGUGCCGUGCACAUUGAAGUAGUGUCCAACCUUACCGCGGACUCAUUUAUUGCGGCUUACGCAAGAUUUUGCGCGCGACGAGGCGUGUGCGAUGUCCUGUAUUCGGAUAACGCCACCAAUUUCAAGGGUGCAGCCUCAGAGCUCCAGCGGAUGUUCAGCAGAUCAUCAAACUUCACCGUCAGCCUGAUCGAGAGUGUGGCCACUCAGGGCACGAACUGGUCCUUCAUACCGCCGCGAGCCCCUCAUUUUGGAGGAUUGUGGAAGGUUGCAGUGCGCAGUCUGUCGACUCUGUGCGCCAAGAUCGAAGCCUGCCUAAACUCCAGGCCGCUUUGCCCUCUCAGCAACGAAGUCUCUGCAGAGCUCGCUCUUACGCCAUCUCACUUCCUCGUCGGUUCUGCGUUACUGUCUCAUCCCGAGCCUUACGACGAGUUGCAGCAACCAAUUCGGCUGAGGGCUGAGCAGUCGCUGGAAGUUGCUGUCUGA